This is a messenger RNA of Lucilia cuprina (Australian sheep blowfly), 511 nucleotides long. RefSeq lists its product as uncharacterized. The transcript has 3 exons. The coding region runs from base 79 to 411 and encodes 110 amino acids. The record is from RefSeq and is a predicted model, not a curated record. Lineage: Eukaryota; Metazoa; Arthropoda; Insecta; Diptera; Calliphoridae.
UUUUCAUUUCGAGUUCAAUUAGUAAAACGGUAAAAUUAUUACUCUUCACAGAACUAUUCAAAAAUUUAAAUCGAUAUUAUGAUUUUGCCACACAUAAUAAAAUAUUUACUUUUAAGUCUUAUAGCGGUAAUAUUUUAUCAAAAUCUUACCGCGGCAAUAUCGAUAAAAUGUGGUCUUGAAGCCAACUGCACAAUAACGGCAGAUAGUGAAAUUUGUAUACUGGAAGAUACUAAAGAUGACGUUUGUAUACGUAAAUAUCCUAGUAAAUGUCAUAUGGAUAUAGUUGCCUGUAAACUGGGGAAAAAUUUUACUGAUUUCAGCGCAGAGUAUUGUACCAUGGAUACUUUUAUCUGCGAAGAGGGUUACGAACGCUGGACUAUAUUUUUUGGUCAUGAAAAUCUAAUUAAAUAAUAAUAAAAUAAGGUUAAUCAAUCAUUAUUAUAAACUAAAAAUUAAACAAAAAAUAAUAUAUUUUUAAAAAUAUGCACGCAACAUACCUGCUCAUCAUGGA